This is a messenger RNA of Hibiscus syriacus, 1062 nucleotides long. Its product is annotated as 2-oxoglutarate-dependent dioxygenase AOP3-like. Gene Ontology annotation, molecular function: dioxygenase activity. The coding region runs from base 105 to 1037 and encodes 310 amino acids. NCBI's taxonomy places the organism in Eukaryota, Viridiplantae, Streptophyta, Magnoliopsida, Malvales, Malvaceae. The transcript is spliced from 3 exons. The record is from RefSeq and is a predicted model, not a curated record.
UGCUUUACACCUUUUUUUUCUUCUUCUUUUUGUUCUUGAUGAAACAAUCUUCAAGUCUUGAUUACUUAACUUGGGGGUUUUAAUUGCUGCAGAAAUUCGAACCCAUGACUUCCCCGUCAGCCGCCGAGCUCCCGAUAGUAGAGCUUUUCGAUGAGAAUUGCAAGCCUGGAACUGCCGCUUGGGUCUCCAAAUGCAACGACGUUCGACUAGCGCUCGAAGAAUACGGCUGCUUCCUUACGCCUUAUCACCAAGUUUCAUCUCAGCUUCAGGGUCAACUCUUUAACUCCCUGCAACAACUGUUUGAUCUUCCUCUGGAAAACAAGGUUCAAAACACCUCUGAGAAACCUUACUUCGGUUACUUUAAGCACCCUUCGAUUCCCCUCAGUGAAAGCAUGGGCAUUGAUAACCCAACGACUCUUGAUGGAACUCAAUGUUUCACUCAUCUCAUGUGGCCUAAUGGCAACCCAAAGUUCUGUGAAAGUGUUCAUUCGUAUGCAAAGCUGGUGUCCCAAUUGGAUCGAACGGUAAAAAAUAUGGUGUUUGAAAGCUACGGUGUAGGGAAAUACUACGACUCUCACAUGGAUUCCACCAGUUAUCUUCUUCGACUGAUAAAAUAUAGAGUGCCGAAUGAAGGGGAAGAAGUUGAAGAGUGUGGAUUUCCCCACACUGACAAGAGCUUCUUAACCAUACUUCACGACAAUCAAGUAGCCGGACUUCAGACAAAAACUAAAGAUGGCAGGUGGAUAUGUGUUGAGCCAUCGGGUUCAAUGUUCAUAGUCAUGGCCGGCGAUGCAUUCUUGGCAUGGAGCAACGGAAGGGUGCAUUCGGCAACGCAUCGUGUGGUUACGGAGGGGAAGAAGGCAAGAUAUUGCGUGGCAUUGUUUUCAUUCAGCGGCGAGACGAUAGAAGCGCCGGUGGAGCUAAUCGAUGAGGCCCACCCCUUGAUGUUUAAGCCCUUUGAAAAUAUGGACCUGCUGCGUCUCUAUUCCCUUGAUGAUCUUGAAAAAUAUUCCCAGGUUUUCAAUGGCCAGGCCUAACAUGCUUCAAGUGUAUUUGAAGUUU